Brassica rapa (field mustard) is the source of this 1053-nucleotide messenger RNA. Its product is annotated as glycine-rich protein A3. The record is from RefSeq and is a predicted model, not a curated record. Lineage: Eukaryota; Viridiplantae; Streptophyta; Magnoliopsida; Brassicales; Brassicaceae.
GUAACGCGUUAAAAUAAUUAACACUUUAACGCAGACGUAGGCUCACCUAAUCCAUCCAUAUAUACGGACAUAACCGAUCAUCUUUCUUCUGUUCCAAUUCGUUCCGAAACAAUCUUCUCAAUUCCUUUCGGUUAUUAUAAUCUGAGUUUAAAAAGAAAAUGGGAGGAGGUAAAGACAAGCAUCAUGACGAGCAAGACAAAGGGUUUCAUGGGUUUCCAGGAGGUGGACAUCAUUACCCACCCGCUCCUGGAGGUUACCCACCCGCUGGAUACCCUCCUCAACAAGGGUAUCCUCCAGCUGGAGGCUAUCCACCUGGUGCUUACCCACCCGGUGCUUACCCUCCUGGGCCUGGAGGUUAUCCUCCUGCUCCGGGUCACGGUGGCUAUCCUCCUGCAGGCUAUCCUGCUCCUCACCACUCAGGACACUCUAGUGGUGGACUCGGAGGUAUGAUCGCUGGUGCAGCUGGUGCAGCGGCAGCAGCCUAUGGAGCACACCACGUUGGUCAUGCAUCACACAACCCUUACGGCCAUGCAGGCCACGGAGGAUUUGGCCACGUUGGCCAUGCCUCUCAUGGGUAUGGUGGUCAUGGUCAUGGUCAUGGUAAAUUCAAGCACGGAAAGCAUGGAGGCAAGCAUGGAGGCAAGUUCAAGCAUGGAAAGCACGGGAAACAUGGUAUGUUUGGAGGAGGAGGAGGCAAAUUCAAGAAGUGGAAGUAAUCUAAAGAAACCACCCUUUCAUUCUCUCCUCCAGUAGUCUCAUUUACCUGACCGAUGUUUUCUAAUAAUCCCCUCCAAACACAUUAUAUAUUAACUAUAUCGGUUUAGAGAUUACUGGUUCAGAGGAAAUAAAUGGAGAGUGGUAGUAUAAUGUAAACCUUAUGGUAUCUGCAGAAGAGGUUUCUUCAAUCUCUUAAUAGCAGAUGCCCUGAAACUUAUCUAUAAUUUGGUUUUAUAAUUGACAUUUUGUGUUUGUUUGGUUCUUUUUUUUAUUCCAACUCUUUUAAUGUUUGAUGACUUGAUGUUGAUGAAGUUUUCAAAUUAUAUUAUAUGCCUA